UGACGUUGCUGUCAGCAGGUACUACCGGUGUGGCGGUAAUGUAUGCCAUACUCUGCAAAUAUGAUUUCAGGGUCGGUUUACGCGUUGUUAGCGGGUUUUUUGGGUGCUGCAGCCUCUCUGUGUGCCAAGCUGUCACUCGGUGCUGACUACAUGAGAGAGAUGUGUGAGUCUGGGCUCAGCGGCUGGACUGAUACACACGGUGGGACUACAGCCUGUGACUGGCUCCACAUCCCCCUGCGGCUGUUGUGUGGAGGCCUGCUGUUCACCUGUAAUACUAUCAUGUGGACAUUCUUCUCCAAGGCCCUCAGACACUGCUCCUCUUCAGCCAGGGCCACAGUCACAACCACUGCAUCCAACUUCAUCUGCUCAGCCAUCCUGGGGAGGGUGAUUUUUGGAGAGAGUCAUGCAACUCUAUGGUGGGUGGGAGUCUCUCUCACACUGUGUGGACUGCUGCUGCUUCAUAGGUCCACACCUCAGACACUCCCACAGGAAGAGGACAAAAAGGACAAGUGAUGUAGGUUUGACUCGUCACCAGUACGCAGCAACAGCUCUUCAGUCACAGGAAGGUGGAAAUGUUCCUUCAUGUCUAGAAGAAGAGAGGUAGCUCAGUGUCUUAAUGUGAAGUGCAAUUACAAAAGCAGACUGUGUUGCACAGAGCUGAUGGUACGUUCUGAACCAUCAGUUCUGUGCAGUUGUUUUUUCUGUAUUUUUCUUCAGUGAGAGUAUAUCAGUAACUGUUAGAACUGACUGGGUCACUGAAAUCAGCAGACAUUUUGGAGUCCAAAUUUUUACACACAUUUUAUCUUGAAGUGUUUUGUACUAAUGUGCAUACAGUCUCCUCAGAAGCUAUUGGAACAAUGAGGCCAGUUCCUUUAUUUUUGCUGCAUACUGAAAACAAUGGGCUAGACAUCAAAAGAUGAAAGUAAGACAGGAUCUGCUUUCAGCUUUUAUUUCCAGGUAUUUACAGAACUGUGACUUGGAAAAUAGCACCUUUUGGAAAGGACACACCAUUUUGAGUGAAAGUAAAGGAACAGAUAGACUAAAAUAGAUUGAAGUGAAUAAUACAUAAUAUUCGGGGGCAAAUCAUUUGCUUGCAGUAACUGCAUCAAGCCUGAGACCCAGUGACAUCACCACACUUUUGCUUUCUUCUUUUAUAAUACCUUUCCAGCUUUCAGUGCAGCCUCUUUAAUGCCAUGUCUGCGCUAAUACGUUUUCAUUUUAAAAUGUAAAUGAUCUCCUUACACACAAGUGUUUUAGCACCAUUUUAGAAUGAAUCUCUGUCCAUAUUAAGGGCACAGUCACACAUGAGCAAAUGGAGGCGAGUGACCAUCGCCUGUCGAGGCGAUAAUCACGCUGAAUGCGGACAGUGUCAGAUGUGAUAGUUGUAUUUGUUAGCCAGCUUGCUAAAAUCUCUCCAGGGUGUUCCAACUUCCAUUACAAAAAGCACGUAACAGUUUAAGAAGGUGUAUUGAUUUCAUAAUAUGCCUUGUCUUUUGCAUUAUUUCAGUGGGUUUGUGUCUCUGUCAACAAAGGUAAGAAAUUUGAGUCAUAUUUGAGUAGAAAGCACACUCUACCCCUGUUGACAACACCGCUGUGGCUAGUUCAGAACUUUAAAGGGAGGUUACUUUUGUCAUUCUGAAUGCAGUCCGUCAUUUUCGUAGUUUACUUUUAAAGUUUAAUACUGGAAAACUGACUGGCUUUAAAAACUGGGUAAACCUUUAGAAGACAAAAAAAUCUCCCCCCUUUCUGUGUUUCGCUCUGUGUGUUUGAUGUAAAGCACAUCACUUCAGUCGCCACAGAAAUCAGACACCACUUCUCCACUAAACUGUGAAAUACAGAGAGCUUUCCCUGGCAGCUAUAGGCUGAAUCAGCAUUGUGUUAACUCCUUUGGCAAGGACUUGAAUGUAACAGAUGUCAUUUAUGUGUAAAAUUCCUGCUCUCCAGCUUCCAUAAUAAAGCCAAGCUUUGGUUGUUAGACCUGUUUUGCCCAGAUGAAUGUCACACUGAAACUAUUCCUGCUCUUCUGUCAGACUGCUGAUCAAAACAGCAACAGUAAAGUUUUUACUUUUAUUGUAAAUGCCUUUGUACAUCAUGUAAAACUGUGCAGAUGAGUUUGUAAAAAAUAAACUACGACUCACUUGG
Messenger RNA from Epinephelus lanceolatus (giant grouper), 2142 nucleotides. Its product is annotated as transmembrane protein 42-like. The record is from RefSeq and is a predicted model, not a curated record. Lineage: Eukaryota; Metazoa; Chordata; Actinopteri; Perciformes; Serranidae.